AGAGGUUUAAGAGUCGCUGUAACUCAACUGAGGAGUUCAGUGGAAGUUAACGUGAGGAACUUCUCUUCCUUCAUACACCAGACUGACAGACUGGACGGAGUAAAGUGAUACAUUAUUUACCAACAGGGUCAAAUUCAGAAUGGAUUUCUGCAGUUUCACUUUCAACUUCUUCAUUUGGUUCGCUGCACUGCUUGACGGACUCGCCGAUCUCGUCCAUUCCCAAUCGGCCAUUUAUACAAAAAUGGAAGGCGAAGAUUUAAGAGUCGCGUUCAGCUUCGAUGUGCCUGAAGGAAGCAAAAAGUACCUCCGUAAGACCAACUGCGAAGAGGAAGACACUCUCAUUGAAACAAACGGGAACAGACUUCACACUGACAGAUACAUCAUACGUUACAACAGCACUCAGAAAAAAGUGCACGCAGUCAUCGAAGCGCUGAAAAAGUCCGACGCAGUAUCCUACACAGUCGGCUACAUCGCUGCGUCCUCUGUGGGUUCGUACGAGUUUGAGCUCAAAGUUCGAGAUCUGUGUGACGAAGUCGUCGCUGGAGAACCCAGAGUCUACAGCGCCGCCGAAGGAGGAAACGUCACAGUCCGAUGCAGCUUGUCCUUACAUCCGCGGUGCAGGAAGUUCCUCUGCAGGGAGGAGUGUGACAAGUUCCUCAUCGACACCAAUGAUGAGAUAGCUACGAGUGACAGAUACAAAAUCAAGUAUGGCAGCAGGUCAAUGUUUAAUGUGACCAUCGGCAGGCUCACCGAGUCUGACUCGGGACGGUACAGGUGCGGUGUGGGAAGAAACCAUGGCAAGAAUACGUGCCAGGAGUUUGAGAUCACGGUCACUGGGGGUGAAGUCUCUGCGCUGGUCGUCUCCGUGACUGUGGCCGUUGCCGUGCUACUGGCCGUCUCUCUUGUGCUGCUGCUGUGCCUCGUCAAAUGCAAGACAAGCCAUGUCCAUUAUGUGAACACCGGGGCAAAUGGCAAACCCAGAGAGUUUGCCCCCAGCGAGGACUCUGCCGCAGCCUCCAGACGCGAAGAGCGAGUGUACCAGGACCUCGACCCACACACCAGGGACGGGAACCUGUACUGUGUGUUGUCAGUUUAACAACACACAGAGAGAAGGAACAAAUCAUGUGCACGUGUCCUCCUUUGAUUCAACCUCAGUGUGCGGAUCAGUUCACUCUUUUGUGCCAUAUCGGUGAUUUUCAUGUCCGUCCAGUGUAAUGUCCAAAUGGGAAGUUGCUUAUGAAUUCAUUGCUUUACAUCAUGCUCACAUUUAGACGUCCUCGUCAUCGAGACUAAUGCAGUUAUCGUUGUCUUCACAUGCCAGGUUAGAGAAGUGCUGCUGAGCUAAUUCGGCCCGACUCUCCUUAAUGCAGAUUUUCCGAUUGAAUUCAUUUGAAGAGCUUGAUCCCAAACACCCCAAUAACUUGAGGUUAUUUUCUUAACUGAUACUGACGCAUGCCACCUUUCACACCUUGAUGACAAAUGACAUGUUUGUUUUUUCCUUUUAAUUUUAUCGAUGAAUGAAUAAAAAUACAUAUUUAUCAUUGCUGUAAUGGAAAAGGAAGGUAGAACCACAGCUAUAUAUAUAUAUAUAUAUAUUGACAUUUAUUUAAUAAGAUAUUAUUACAAUUUUUUUUAAACCAUUCCAUGUAAUCUUUGUACCGCAACAACGCAAUAUAUUACGAUGUUCAAAAUGACAUUAC
Messenger RNA from Scophthalmus maximus (turbot), 1700 nucleotides. RefSeq lists its product as uncharacterized. The record is from RefSeq and is a predicted model, not a curated record. The transcript is spliced from 6 exons. Gene Ontology annotation, molecular function: transmembrane signaling receptor activity. The coding region runs from base 140 to 1096 and encodes 318 amino acids. Gene Ontology annotation, cellular component: plasma membrane. Lineage: Eukaryota; Metazoa; Chordata; Actinopteri; Pleuronectiformes; Scophthalmidae.